AUGUAGGUUGAAUUUGAAUUAAAAAAUAUACUAUAUUGUUAAUGUUCCAAGGUCAUGAACCUAAUGCAUUUUUAAGAAUACAUUAGGGAUCAAACGCUUGAAUGCUUUUUGUUAUUUCCUUCUAGUUGCGAUUAGAGUAGAAUUUAAUCUAAUUUAAUCUUUGAUCAAAGAAGGUAUAAAUAGUGA
Molecule: messenger RNA, 186 nt
Organism: Paramecium tetraurelia
Lineage: Eukaryota; Ciliophora; Oligohymenophorea; Peniculida; Parameciidae
Exons: 1
Source: RefSeq, a predicted model, not a curated record